AUGUUUCUUCGUGAUCGUUUGAUUUCAGUACCGAUAAACUUCAGUAGAAAGGUAGUUGAUUCAGUAAGCCAUGAUAUUGAAUCAAAUUUACUAGCUCUUCCACCGGAUCUGGCCCAUCUCAACUUUUGUUUGGCUCCGCCAGGACCACGAAUUGUAUGUCUAACAUGCCACUCUGACAACCAAUUAGAAUUAUGCCUGGAUUGCUUUACGCAGGGUCAGCACGAAGAUCACGUCUGGUUUUUAAUCCCCUAUUCUGUCAUUUCCUGCGCCAAUGGCAUACUCUGUCACGCUCACGAGCAGAUGAACGCAGUGACCCUACGUCCAGAUGAUCCAGAGGCCUUUCUACACGCGCGGAUCCCCCGCGAUCUUUACACAAGACUGGUAUUUGCAACUGAAGUACUUCUUUAUCAGGCACACUUGUCGAACAAUGCCCAGGAAGUCUUGAAUUUUAUACUGAAAUAUCCUAUUUACCACGCACUUGUAGCGCAAGUUUGUUGUACUAAACCGACUCUCCCGGGUCUUCUUGAAUACUCAUCUCCACAGACUUCAAUACCUGUUACGCAGUGUGCUCUUAACAAAACAUAUGCACUAUUGGUAUGCACGAUAGUACGCUCACUAGAGGGCUUUUUUCAGCUGAUUGAUCACGGUACUAGUUCAGUUGGACAACUGCAUGAAGCUAUUAAGAGGGGCUAUUCAUUCCUAGAGUUCUAUGUCCUAUACACACACAGUGGUUGCUUGCCACUAGGCCCAGCAAGUGCUGGCGCUAGCACUGAUCUUCAUGCACUGUACUCUAUGCUAGCGUCUGAUAGUACCAGCUUUCCAUGCUUUAUUUUCAAGCUCUGGCCCUUUAUUGUCCUUCCUCUGGUCUUCACUACAAGCGAUUUGAGAGUAUGCAGAGCGCUAUUGUUUGAUGAUGCCUUUUGCUCGGCCCUUCAAUCUGAUUAUUUUUCUGAUUUAUUCUAUACACUUACACGUGAACCAUGCGAAAGCCUGAUGUACCUGAUAGCGACAUAUAAGCUGGGAUGCAGAGCUAUGAAACGCUUUACUAAUCUAGAUCUGGCACAUAUGCAGCUUGUCCAAUCCCUUCUUGUUAGAUGGAUUGUCCUUAUUUUUGGAGGUCCAGAAAAGAGAAACUCGGCGCUCUUGCAUUCCUUUUCUAAUUAUCUUUGUCUAUUUUCCACUGAUUCACUAUCUCAGCAAUAUUUACAAGCUGCAUGCGGUGAUGCACCGCAGAGAGUGACAGUUUUGGAGCAACUGUUCUUCUUGGUCCACGAGGGGAGGUACCUUCCCGUCAAUACGUAUAUGGUUUCUCAACUUGCCAGGGCUAUUCGGGUUUCGGCAGCUCUUCUUCCUCUGGAGAACAGUACCUUUUAUGACUCCGUGAACCAUGAUGUCAUAGAUUCGGUUCUCUUGUAUGUAGAGUUGCUAAGGCUUGUCGGUAACAAACUCACCUUUGUACACAGAAAGGUCUCUGGAGAGCACGCAUCUGCUGCAGACCUGUCUGGACGAAGCUUGGCCUUAAUGGUUGAUAAUGAACGAGCACUGUUUCAUCCCACUUUAAGCGCUGUCCACGCGGUAUUUAUGGCCCGUUCAGGUAAUAUAAUAGAGCUGAUGGACACUACUCUCCGACUCUUACUUAACCAGACUCUUCAUGGUCGCACCAAUCUCUGCGCCUAUGUGUACAAUCACGAACUGAAGGUUGCACGUGGGUGCGCAGGGUAUACGUAUCCAGCAAUUUUUCUAGCAGCAGUUCACAACGCCUAUGAGUAUUCUGCUAACUAUAGAACCAUCUUUAUAGCUGCACAGGCGACAGGAUUGGCCUUGGAUCCACUAUUUGUUAAUAGGUUGAAGACGUGGAGUGGCGUUUCUGAAGAUGGAUAUGCACUGUCUGGGCUUCGGUUUCCCUCUCUGCCGUUGUACUCCUCUCUCCUACAUGCAUGUCUUACUAAAUACUUGGCUAGCUCAUCGGCAGCCACUACAUGGUCCUUUGCUAAAACUAUGCAUGAGCGACUUCUUCUUCGGACUGAUUGCUUCUCGUGGCAGUUUGCAGACGAGCUUCUUCCACCGCCUAUACUUGCCUCUGAUGAAGUUUUUGACAUUGUUAAAAAUCAAGCUGAUACAUUGUUUAGGAUGCCAUAUCAUUGCGAUGAUACCUCGUGUACUAAGGAUUGUCAAUCCGAACGGAUUGCCUCAGUAAUGUUUUUAGAAAUACUUAGUACUCUUAUUGGUAUCUCUCUCGUCUAUAGAAUGGCGUUCGGGGCAUAUGCACGCAACGGCGAAGACGUUACAAUGGUUGCUACCCUCUUUAUCAGUUGUCACAGGCCUAAGCAGAUACAUAUCUGGCACAAGCAUAUCUCGCUACUCCAACUCCUUAUCUUCAUCAUGGUUUCUAAAGCCAGAUACGGUUCUCUUGACAAUAGUCUUUCUAGUUUUUACAACCCUGUUAAUUGUUGUUUGCUAGGUAUUUUAGUGUCGUUUGGACUGAUAUCUCGGGGUUCCAAUAACCUAUAUAUUCAGUCUUCCAGUAUCUUUAACCAGUCAUACCUGCCGCUAUUGACCAUUGAACUCGACAGACGAAGAUUUAUGACACAAACGGCUGAGCUCAUACCUCCGAUUGUAGGUGGAGAACUUGGUAAUGCGCACGCUCUUCAUCCAGAACCCGCUGCACUUUUUUCGUCUCUGUAUGAGGGGGCCCUCAUACUGUUGCUUCAACUUAUUUUCGUGACUCAUAACCCGUACUUGACCGUAGGAAAUACCUAUAUUCAGAGCCUUGUUGCCGUUUAUGUAGCGCUAAAUCGCACCACGUCACCUUCAUCUUUAAUUGUGGAGUUUUCUGGACAGUUCUCAGACACAUCGAUCAUCCUAGAAGCCGUGAAGCUAGUCUGUAGUCCCAAGACACAUGACACGGACUUCUCUGCAGAAGUAAGGCUAACAACUAAUGGCUGGCGUGUCCUGGAGCCUCUAUUGGCCCCGCUGGAGCUCGAUAGGGUGCACUCUGCGUUUAUGGAUUCUGAGGCUCUCCGAGAGCUACGCAUACUUCCAGUGUUGGUAAGUCUACAGUGUAACGAAGAUCUGCUUAGCUGUUUUGCUGGCAGUAAGUAUUUUGCUGACUUAUUAUUUGCCUGCAUUGAUUUGUAUGGUGCAGGAUAUUUACGGCACUGUUGCUUUUUGCAUCUUCUUCGUCUUCUGAUUUGCAUAUCUAAAAGGUGCAUAACGACCCGAUUCCUUGUCCCAACUGCAAACAUCAUCCAGAUGCUUAGCUACGCUCACGGACGUAUAGCAUCUAGCGCAGGACGCCUCCUGUUUGACCCGAUGGCAAGGACUCUUGUAGAGUAUCUUGAGGAAAGCUUCAGGGAGAAUAGUAUAGAAUACUCCUCGAUGCUCUAUGUCCAGGCUUCUGAUUCAGCUACGAAAUUCACAGAAAGAGUAACCAAACGAAAAUCCCCGCAAGCUAUUAAGGUCAAAUUGACGCGCACACUAAGAAAGCUUAUGGCAGAUCACCACAUGAUACACGCAUCUUCCUCGGGAAAGAAGGAGCACCAGAAUACCGGGGUAGAUGCCGCUAUCUGUUGCAUUUGCUUGGAGUCCCUGACCAUUAAUAGAUCACUGGUUUAUAAAACGCAGCUCUGUGCUUUGUCAGAGCUUGAUGUGCAGCUGCUCAACCAAUUACAAGCCGUACCAUUACAAAUCAUUAGGAGCAAUUUUUUGUACAUAGCGUUCCGCAAGCAUGCCUGCCAGUUGGGAGAGACAGUCUCCCACUACCCUCCACGUGUUUGGCCAGAACUAUCAGUAUUUGAUCUUAAUCCUCACACAGGAAACACCAGCUCACAUAUUUCCCAUCACAGCACAGGCUAUACAUACUUGCUAGACAUUACUGCUGACUCUAUUCUAAUACCGUACGUUGAGCAGUUAGCAGAGGAGGAGCACGCAGGAAUCAUCAUAUCUGUUUUUACAACGUCGAGCACAGAGCUCUUCUCGUUGCUCUCAGCAUCUUGUGCGCACAUCCAGCACGUGUCGUGUAUGCUACGUAACGAUGAGUCUGAAGUUGCGGAGUCGCUAGUUUGUCCCGUUUGCUCCUUUCCAUACAUCACCGGAAUACCUCUAUUUCACGAUAUUCUUGUACAGCCGAGCAUAUUCUGGUCCAGCUCUAACUAUAAGAUGCAUAACUUCAUUCUGGUAGAGCUUGUUUUCCCACUAUUAAUCAGAAUAUUGCAUGUUGCUCAUUCAAACCACGGUACCAAGAGAUUCUUUCCAAAUACAGAUGAGUUGAAGGCGGUGUUAUCAUCUGAUCCCUUUCUUUUAGGUAUGAUUCUUUUUCUUAUUCAUUUUAUAGAUUGCAAUCUACAAUCUCUAUUAUUUUUACCAAAGUGUCAGGAAAUGUGUGCAGAGCCGUCUCUUCCACAGUUGUUUCUUAGAGUAAUCUCAGACGUGUCUCGCAUAUUCGCUGUUCUGCUGUAUUUGCUACAAUAUAUUUGGAUUUUUGAUACAAGGAUAGGCAAGAGGCCGUUUGUACAAGCCGUGAACGAGUGCCUAGUGCAACUAGGCGAAAGGGCCGUCUUGUCUAUGCGUAUCAUCUGGGAGAUGGCCGUGGACGUCAGCAAGGAGCUUCAGCGGUUGGGAGAGCAAGCAAUUACACCCAACAUGGAAGACUUGUCGCAGUGCCUUACGUGUACCUUGGAGAGACUUACUGGCAACCUACUAAGUAUAGGAUCCAUUCGUAAUUAUACAGAGGCAACAGCCAUUUCCUACAGUUUGAUUUUGGUCUGUCUGGAAGCGGCUAUAUAUGAAGCUCUUUGUCCAGAGCAGUCUUCCAAUGCACGUGCGUAUUCUCUCAAGCGCAACAUACAGAGCUACUUGAACGGAGGCCAGCCCAUGGCUUUGAAUACGACCUUCAGCACAGAGGCAUGCAGCUUCCAGACCCAUGUAGUCCGAAUUGCGAUGAAGAACACUACAAGUACAAUAUCGACAACAAUAAAACCCACAACGUUUAAUCUCCUGUGUCCUCUAGCACUAGCAGAUACAGCUUUUCAGCGCCUGAAGCUCGCAUACUUUAGUCUGGGUCGGAAUAAGUUCUUUCUCGAUUCAACAGAAGGCAGAGUCUGCAUAUACUGUGGACUUCCAAUAAGUGACGAGCGGGAGGAUCUAUUUGUUGCUGAUAAAUUGGUGGAAGAUGGGCUCUGUCAGUGCUGGAGCAAUGAGUUUUUCGAAUCACCGUUCUGUGCUAGCCGCUACGCAAGACUAGAAAAGGAAAGCUAUGUUCUAGAACCGUAUGAAGAUGGGUUUGGAUUUGUAGCUCCAGGAGGAGGGUGUUUUAUGCGGCUGAAUCGCAGGCGCUUAUCGAUUCAGAUAUUAUCUCUAAUUUAUGGUGGUCUAUUAAAGGACUAUUAG
This is a messenger RNA of Giardia duodenalis, 5388 nucleotides long. RefSeq lists its product as uncharacterized. The record is from RefSeq and is a predicted model, not a curated record. Lineage: Eukaryota; Fornicata; Diplomonadida; Hexamitidae. Bases 1 to 5388 code for a protein of 1795 amino acids. The transcript has a single exon.